AUGCUCGGAGACGGGAACGAGGUUCUCAGCAGAGUCUUUGGUUGGACAUCAAUAGCUUGCUGGUUGGUAGUGUACACCCCGCAGAUCAUCGAAAACCAUCGCCUCAAGUCCGGGGAAGGCUUGAGUGUAUUUUUUGUAGUCAUCUGGCUGAUUGGAGACAUCUGCAAUCUCGUUGGCGCAAUCCUUGCUCAUCUUCUGCCAACUAUCAUUAUUCUUGCUUUAUAUUAUACCGCAUGCGACUCUAUUCUGCUUAUACAGAUAUACUACUACCGCUGGGAGAAGGCAACGUCAUCUGCGACACCUUUCCUCGUGGAGGAAGACAACAACACUCUACCACCUAAUCCAUCCGAAGAAGCACCUCUGCUCGGUGGUAACGAGCGCGACAGCGAAGCGGAACACGGGCUAUCCGCGUCGAACGAAUUCGCAAAAUAUGCUGGCGCUCUAGUCUUUGUUUUUGCCAGCGGGAUCACAGCGUGGGCUGUCGACGAAUUCAUCCAUAAGGGCCAGGCUAGGUCGAAGCCGCAGGAAGAAGUCGUGGAAUGGAGAAGCCAGGCACUUGGCUGGUUUAGUGCCGUAAUGUACCUGGGUGCGAGGAUACCACAGAUCAGUGCGUGCAUUUCCUCAUACACUGCUACACUUAAUGAGCGGCCGGAGCCAGUUAAAAACUUCAGGACGAGGUGUGAGGGGCUGUCGCCGUUCCUCUUCGUGUACUCUAUUACGGGAAACAUCACCUACGUGCUGUCCAUACUCGCGGCGUCAAUGAGCCUCAAGCAUCUCACAGCGAACGCAUCGUGGAUUGCUGGGAGCGCGCUCACUGUGUUCCUUGAUUCCUUCGUGCUCUGUCAGUUCUUCUGGUAUCGGGUGCGCACGUCGGGAUCGAUCGAGGAGUAA
Postia placenta MAD-698-R-SB12 is the source of this 891-nucleotide messenger RNA. RefSeq lists its product as hypothetical. Bases 1 to 891 code for a protein of 296 amino acids. Gene Ontology annotation, biological process: basic amino acid transmembrane export from vacuole. Gene Ontology annotation, cellular component: fungal-type vacuole membrane. The transcript is spliced from 7 exons. The record is from RefSeq and is a predicted model, not a curated record. NCBI's taxonomy places the organism in Eukaryota, Fungi, Basidiomycota, Agaricomycetes, Polyporales, Adustoporiaceae.